AUGUCGACGUCAAUGCACUUGUCCCGUCUUCGGAAAUGGGUCCUUGCAUCUCCGCCAAUCGAGUUCGCUCUAUCCAGACUCCGAGAGUUGCUGGUUGGAGCACUCAAGCAAGGGCCAGUUCCACAACAUAUUGCUUUUGUGAUGGAUGGGAACCGAAGGUUUGCCCGAACACACGGGAUCGAAACAGUCGAAGGACAUAACCUGGGAUUUGAGGCACUGGCCAGGAUCCUCGAAGUUUGCUACCGAAGCGGAGUGAAAGUGGUCACGAUCUAUGCAUUCAGCAUUGAGAACUUUAAGCGAUCGAAGUUCGAGGUGGACUCCUUGAUGGAAAUGGCUAGGGUGAAGCUUGCUCAGAUGGCCCAACACGGUGAAAUUCUGGAUCGUUAUGGCGCCAAGGUCCGCAUCUUGGGUCGGUUGGACCUUCUCCGACCGGACGUACUCGCCGCGGUAAGCAAGGCGGUCGACAUGACCGCUAACAACGGCGAUCGAGUUCUCAACAUUUGCUUUCCCUAUACCUCUCGCGACGAGAUCACCGGCGCCAUUCGGGAUACCGUCGCCGAAUAUAGCCAGCCGCUGGACUCGGCUCACGCGGCGUCCGCUGGAUCGCGGACUCCCUUCUCGGAGACUCACAUCGCCUUGAAUAUCAGAGCGCAGAAUCAUAAGACGGAGGAAAGCAGUAGUGAUGUCGACUCCUCGUCGGAAUCUUUGUCUCAGGGCGAGGACGGGCCGCCGAAAUCAGAUCGUUUGAACAAGGUCUACGAAUCGGGCUCUUCCUUCUCGUCCUCGACCACCCUUCACCUCGGCGGCCACCAGGAGGCAGCGAACGGCAAGACUGCCGUCGUGAAUGAGUCGGGUCGCUCUGUUUUCAAAUCACCGGAAACCAUCACGAGACAAACGUUAUCAGAACAUCUUUUCACGAAGGACACCCCCCCUCUCGAUCUACUCAUUCGUACAUCCGGCGUCGAGCGCCUCAGCGAUUUCAUGCUUUGGCAGUGCCAUGAAGAUACGGAGAUCGUUUUCCUCGAUGUGUUGUGGCCUGAAUUUGAUCUGUGGCAAUUCCUGCCGGUCAUGUUAGGAUGGCAACGGAGGAUCUCGAAGUCGCGCAAGAAUCCCGAGGCCGAGGGCAAUUUUGACGGAGACUUGUCAGGAUCUCCCGAGGAAGACGAGAAGGUCAAGGGGUUGUAG
This is a messenger RNA of Aspergillus melleus, 1185 nucleotides long. It is a transcript of the gene RER2, whose product is annotated as undecaprenyl diphosphate synthase family protein. The transcript has 2 exons. The record is from RefSeq and is a predicted model, not a curated record. NCBI's taxonomy places the organism in Eukaryota, Fungi, Ascomycota, Eurotiomycetes, Eurotiales, Aspergillaceae. The coding region runs from base 1 to 1185 and encodes 394 amino acids. Gene Ontology annotation, molecular function: ditrans,polycis-polyprenyl diphosphate synthase [(2E,6E)-farnesyl diphosphate specific] activity. Gene Ontology annotation, cellular component: lipid droplet; dehydrodolichyl diphosphate synthase complex; endoplasmic reticulum.